Molecule: messenger RNA, 1461 nt
Organism: Clonostachys rhizophaga
Lineage: Eukaryota; Fungi; Ascomycota; Sordariomycetes; Hypocreales; Bionectriaceae
Source: the annotation of a GenBank genome assembly
AUGCAGCAAUCUCCGCCUCCCAUCCAGGGCCCUACUACCGACUCUUUCUGGCAUUCAUCUCCGCACGCCCUAGACAACCACAGAACUUCCCCAGAUAUCCCCACGGAAGUUGACAUAUGUGUCAUAGGAGCGGGAUUUGCAGGUGCUUCAACCGUUCACCAUAUCCUGGACAUCUGUAACUCUCAGGGCCAACCGCGACCGCGCAUUCUCAUUCUUGAAGCCCGGCAAGCCUGCUCGGGAGCUACUGGCCGAAAUGCUAUCAUCUCCGCUCAUACGCUUGAAGCCUCACAAAUGUCUCAUUAUCAACGGAUUAUCACAGGUGGCCAUAUCAAGCCGGACCCCUGCCACCGGCCAUCGAGCCUGGCUGUGAUCAAUGGGAUCAAGGUCGCCGCUGAGUGCGCAGCUUUCGAGGCGCAAAACCUAUCCGCCGUGAAGAAAUUCGUAGAGGACGAAGGAAUCGAUUGCGAGUUCACCCUCACGCGGGCUGUUGACGCGCUCAUGUCCGAUGCCGUUUGCGACAAGGUGAUGGCCAGUGUAGAUAUGCUUAGACGAAAUAAUGUGCCAGUCAUAUCGGACGUACAUUUUGCAAAGGGCUCCGAUGCGGAGGUGCUAUCUGGGGUCAAGGGAGUGAAGGGUUGCAUUUCGUAUUCCGCGGGACAUCUAUUCCCGUACAAGCUGACCCUGCAGCUUCUCUCCAGAGCCAUUGACGCUGGUGUAAACCUCCAGACGCACACUCCCGUCCUCAGUGUGGCGGAACAGGCUGAUGCGGAUGGGUUCAUUACAGUUACUACGUCGCGAGGGAGCGUGAAGGCCAGGAACGUAGUUUAUGCAACAAAUGCCUACACCUCGUCACUCUUGCCCGAGUUCGCAGGCAAGAUCAUCCCCGUGAGAGGGAUGUGUAGCCAUAUCUCGCCUACCAAGAAACCAGCGCCUCACUUGCCAAGCACAUACAUUAUCCGCUGGUCCGAUACAAACUAUGAUUAUUUGAUCCCGAGACUUGACGGCAGCAUUAUCCUCGGCGGAGCACGGUCGACAUUCUAUCAAGACCUCGACAGCUGGUACAACAACGUCGACGAUGGCCAGUUGAUUGAGGCUGGAAAGUCUCACUUCGACGGUUACAUGCAGCGAGUUUUCCGCGGAUGGGAAGACAGUGGCGCUUAUACCUCUAAGCUGUGGACAGGAAUUAUGGGUUAUUCGUCUGAUUUGAUGCCUUGCAUUGGCGCUGUUCCAGGAAAGAAACAACAGUUCAUCGUCGCUGGAUUCACAGGCCAUGGCAUGCCCCAGAUAUUUUUGGCCGCCAAAGGCAUCGCCUCGAUGAUCAUCGAUAAUGCGGACUUCCAAAGCACAGGAAUCCCUGCGGUCUAUCAAGUGACUCGCUCCAGACUAGAUAGCAAGCAGAACUCUGUGAUACAGAGCUGGGAGACGGAACAUGGCUCCGCUACAGCCUUCAGCAAGCUUUAG